UAUAUAGUUGCAACGCAGCGGCCAUCGAGGGAACAUUCUAAUCGAAGAGGAAGUUUAUUUGGAGACAUGUACAUUUUGAAAUCAAUAUUUCUUGUCGUCCUGGCCACAACGAUAUGUGAAGGUGUAAAAUGGAAAGAAUUAAAAAAGACGCUGCGAUUUGCAAGAAAUGGACCAGAACCAGGCGAGAGGAGGGAUGUUAUUACUAUCGAUAGCAGAGAGGAGCUCUCGAACUGGCCUAAGCAUGAACCCGAUGUCGGUUCAUUUCAAAACAUUUUCACCGAAGCAAGAAAAAGAGCAAAAAGAUCAACUCCAGGAACACCGAGUAAAAACAAGUUCCAUUUCAAUGACAGCCAUUAUGUUGCAGAAGUUCAUUGGGCUGGUUCCAAUAGUUCUGUGAUGCUUGUAUUGAUGCGGGAUCCAACCCCAUCACCAAAGCGACCAAACUAUUUUUAUGUCUCCACAGAUUAUGGAAAAAAUUUUUUGAACAUAACACACAAGUUUAUUGUCAAUGGGACAUUGCCUGUUUUGAAUGACUACUAUCCAAGUCCCAUUAAUAAUCAACACUACAUAAUCACUGCCAAGUUCCACAAGUACAUAUUUAUUUCCUCUGAUGGCUGCAAUACUUUCAGGACUGUUAGAGUCCCGUUCACACCAACCAAAAUUAAAUUUCACCCAACAUACUACAGAUAUCUCUUGGCCUAUGAUGAAGAUCAUCCAAUGAACAAGUUGUAUGUCUCCAAAAAUUUCGGGGCAUCCUGGUUGUUUAAAUCUAAUUAUGUCAGAUCAUUUUACUGGGGGAUACAACCAUAUGACUAUUCAAGCCAGUUCUAUGUUGAAAGACGUUUACCUGGCCAGCGUUCGACAAUUAUGCGAUACAACUACUGGUACUGGUAUCCAAGGACACUGAUCACCAACGUCGAAGAUUUUGACUUGCAAGACAAAUACAUGUUCGUAUCUCAACGCAAUACUACAAUGGGUGGUGUUCAUAUACAAAUCUCGUACAAACGAAACAGUUUUAGAAUGGCCCAAAUUCCGCAAGAAAGAAAAGACCCUGCCUUGAGCUACGUAUUCGGAGAUGCAUCUGAAGAUCAAUUGUUUGUGGCAGUCGACCACAAUUCUAGUGCCUCGCUCUAUAUUUCUGAUCGAACAGGCCUUGUUUUCAGCGAAUCUUUGGAAAGAAUUCUGUAUCACAACAAAGAUUACAACCCAACUUUGCCUGUCAGGUCAAGUCUGAACCAAUCGUUUAUCGACCUUUACCGCGUCGAGGGUAUAUAUGGAGUGUACAUUGCGACCCAGCUGACCAAUGCUCGACCGGGUCAUCGCAAGCUGAAGACGCUGAUUACUUUCGAUAAAGGCGGCGAGUGGAUGAAUGUGUCUGCCCCUAAGGUCGAUUCAUACGGAAGGCCAACGAAUUGCGAAUUAUCUCGUGGCUGUUCACUACACCUCUCUCAAAGUUAUGGUACAUACAGUAUAUAUUCAACAUUCCAACCAAUGCUUUCGAAGAAGUCAUCACCCGGAUUAAUCAUAGCACAAGGGUCUCUUGGACAAAGCCUGCAAACGUAUCCAAAUGUAUAUUUGUCAGCGGAUGGUGGUGCAAGGUGGAGAGAGGUCCUCAAAGGUCACUGGUUUUAUCGUUUUGCUGACCAUGGUGGUAUGAUAGUCGCCAUCAAACGAUAUGGGCUUGCUGACUCAUUAUUGUACUCAUGGGACGAUGGAGAGACAUGGAACUCCUUCAAAUUUUCAAAUGUGAAAACUAGAGUUUAUGGACUUCUCACCGAGCCAGGAGAGACAACAACUAUUUUCACCAUCUUUGGGUCCUACUCGCAAAGGCAUUCCUGGUUUCUGAUUCAAGUGGACAUGAAGGAUGUCCUAGGCCAACCUUGUACAUCAAACCAAUAUAAAAACUGGACCAUGGUUGACCCAGCAAACGAUACUGAUAAUUGUCUUCUUGGAAAAAGACAAAUGUUUGAAAAGAGGGCGCCAAAAGAGCUUUGUUUCAAUGGGAAAAAUUACGAUCGACCUGUGUUUACAUAUAAUUGUCCUUGUGUAAGAGAAGACUUUGAAUGCGACUACGGUUACAUGGAAUCCACAGACUGGUUUAGAACCCGAUGUAUUGAUGAUCCUGGUGAUUAUUAUGACCCAGCCAAGCCGCCCUCCAACUGCAGGCCUGGCAUGUUUUAUAAUAGGACGAAAGGGUUCCGGAAGAUUUCUGGAGACACAUGUUCCGGAGGAUUAGAAAAGUACUAUUCACCAACCCCAACGGCUUGCCCUCUCAACAAUCCUACCAGCUUUAUAUGGUAUGCCAAGCGGAUGUCUCUGCAUAGACUUGAUCUGGGUUUGCCAAACAGAGAUAUUAGCUUCAAUAUCCCUGGUCUGAAGAACGCAAUUGCAUUGGACUACGACUACAAAAGGAAUGUUUUGUUCUGGGCUGAUAUUACAACAGACAAAAUCAAUCGUAUUCAUCUUAAUGGCUCUAGCUAUGUUCAGGAGAUCAGUGGCUUCAACGAAUCAAGGUCUCAUGUAGAGUCAAUCGCGUACGACUGGUUGGGUGAGAAUGUUUACUGGACAGACACUGGAAUGAAACAAAUCGGUGUCGUGAGAGCUUAUCCAAUCUUAAGCAUGCCGGAUAUGAAAGUCUCUAAAGUGUUGUUUACAGAAAACCUUGGCCGUCCUCGGGGCAUUGCUCUGAAUCCAGUGAAAGGAAUCCUGUUUUGGACGGACUGGGGCAGCUCUGCAAGAAUAGAAAGCGCCAACAUGGACGGUACCAACCGCAAAGUGGUUGUUGGGUCAGAUCUUGUAUGGCCUAAUGGAGUGACAGUUGACAUCACUGGCUCGCGGAUAUACUGGACGGACGCUGGAAAGGACAGGAUUGAAGUAGCUAAUUUUGAUGGAAGCAACAGGCAGACUCUGUUUAACUACAACGUCAGACACCCGUAUGGAAUUUCUGUUCUUGGCAAUUACAUAUAUUGGGAUGACUGGUCUCUCAGCACCAUCGAAAGAGGAUCAAAGAUAUCGUCGAAUGACAGACGAACAAUCCAGUACAAUGCUAGAGGCAUUAUGGAAUUAAAGGCAUUUGGGCCGUCGUCCCAGCAAGGAACAAGCCAAUGUGCCACGGCCAAGUGCGCGUACCUAUGCCUACAGUCUCCAAGUGGAGUCAAUUGCUCAUGCCCUGACAAUCUUAUUGAGGUUGUCUCGGGGGGCACUCGACACUGUAUUUGCCCUGCGGGGACCAGGAUGAAUAAAGGUGAAUGCGUGACAACAGAUGGAACCUGCAGCCCAAGCGAAUUCAAAUGUGACAAUAAUAAUUGCAUUCCGAAACGCUGGAGAUGUGACUAUGACAACGAUUGCCAUGAUUUCUCCGACGAAAGAAAUUGUGAAUACAGCACAUGCUCAGCAUCGCAGUUCAAAUGCAACAAUGGUCGCUGUAUUCCUAGAAGGUGGCUUUGUGACGGAGACAAGGACUGUAGCGACGGUUCUGAUGAACGAGAAUGCAACAGUACCUGUCGUGCAAGUGAGUUCAGAUGUCGCAAUGGUCGCUGUAUAGCUAGAAUUUGGCGUUGUGACGGGGAUAACGACUGUCAUGAUUGGUCGGAUGAAGUCAAUUGCCUUAACUACACAACGCAGAGAACUCCACUCUCCACGACACCACUCAGGUGCUCUUCGGGUCUUUCACCAUGCAAAGACAACAGUGGAUGCUAUCCAAGCUCUCACUAUUGUGAUGGUAGAAACGAUUGCUUCGACGGUUCGGAUGAGCCUAGACACUGCACUCUUCAUUGUCGGGCAGACCAAUUCAAAUGCAGAUCAGUUGCCAAAUGUAUACUGUCCAUGCAGAAAUGCGACGGGAAAAAUGAUUGCGGUGAUAACUCAGAUGAAAUGAAUUGUUUGACAACUAAACGCCCUUGGAUAAUAUCAACACGCUGCGAAUUUCGUUGCUCCGAUGGCAGCUGUAUUCCACGGAGUUUCGUUUGUGAUGGCAAAAGGGAUUGUCUUUCGCCGCGAGAAAGCCCAGUCGGAGAUGAUGAGAAAAUCUGCCCAACAACUGCUCCAUUUGUCUGCCCUGGUGAGUUCAGAUGCAAGUCGUACCCGACUUGUGUGCCUUUAGGCUCUGUCUGCGAUGGUUUCAACGACUGCACUGAUGCCAGCGAUGAAAUGAAUUGUCCCACCGGAAAGCCUGACUUCUCAUGUUACGAUUUCCCAUUCGGCUUCAACUGCACGAAUGGCGAAGUGUGCUUGUCUGCGGAUAUGAGAUGCGAUGGUAGACUAGCUUGCUCAGACCGUUCUGAUGAGAAUAAGACCAUAUGUGGUGCAGCUGUAAGAGCGGAAGGUUUAGUUGCGACAGCAGAAGCCGAUCACGUGCAUCUACAGUGGAAGGAGCUGAAGAAGAUAAAAAAUGUGAAGGGCUACACUCUCAUUUAUAGAAAUGACGAGAAUCACCGAGGCAAACUUGCAGUUAACGUUGCCACUGGAACGUAUGAAUAUAAACUAGCAAAGAUGUUACACGGCUGCAGCAAGUAUAUGCUUGCACUUGGCGUUAGAAUAAAGGGUUUGCCUGAGCGAAAUUGGCUAUACAGUGUUACUCGUGUGCUUACUCAGCCAAAUGAAGCUUUGGUGAAGCCAAGAAGUUUGAAAUUUGAGCAAACACUACACGGGCAUCUUGGCUUUUUAUCUUGGACAGAAGGAAAGUAUUGCAAACCGGAAGAACGAGAGGUUCACUGUGAGUAUACCAAGCCUAAGAGCACAGAUACGGAACAAAUUGUCUAUCCUGUAGCCUCCGGAACAUCAGUGCAGCUUAACAAUUUAACAAUUGGUGGUAAUUAUACAUGCAGGAUUCGUGUGUGGAUCUUGCUUAAAGACGAGAGGAAACUGCUGGAUUCAGAAGCUAUAACUUUUAUUCCAGAGGCCGGAGCCCAGCCUCAGCCACAUAAAGCGGGCAAAAGCACAUCUUCUUCGAGUACUAAAAGAACCCUUGUGUGGGCGAUACCUGUUGGGCUGAUGGUUCUGGUUCUGUUCGUUGCAUUCGUCGUCAUGCUGGUCAAAUACAGAAAUUUACAGAGAAGUUUCAUGGCUUUUGCCAACAGAGGCUACAAUAGAGCGGAUGAUGACGACGAUGAGGUUGCUGUCACUUUUCACCAAGGUGAAGAUUCUGCAAUGAUUAAUCGCUUCUCAGAUGAUGAGCCUCUUGUUAGCUGAAUUCUGAAUUCCAAGCACAACACAGGUGAAGCUCACUGAACUGAGUAAAUCUAAUUGCAUGUUCCAUCUUCGAACCUUCUACUUGAGGACAUACUUCGUUUAUUAAAUUAGGCAUUUGCACUCGUUGAUCAAUAAAUGUUCACAAUUUGUAUGUAAUGCGCAAACUGGAAGAUAAAUCGUUCUAGUUCGAUAUCAGUAAAGAGGGAAGCUUUGCUUUAUUGGGCCUAGCUCCAGAGACCCUCUAAUCAAGUAAAUUUAUUUCUUUUCUUGGAAUGUGAUUCACGUGUCACUUUUUGUUUCUUAGAUCAUCCCCACACACUAGAUUUAUACCGUAGUAUUAAUAACAGAUAUCUAUUGAGUUUUUCUAGGCACUUGUAUACGUCUUUCAGAUCCAGUUUUCUGAGAGAAAGGGCUGCCCUAGGAUCGCAGCGACCUUCGUGAUGAGUCAAUAUUUAGCUAACCUAUACGUCUUGGUCUGUUUGGCUUCCUUCUGCUGAUUGGCUGAUUUUUUUCAUCCCAUAAGGUAAUUCAUAUCCAAAAAGUGAUGCGUGUUGAUCACCUUUUUUGUAGUGUUUGCUUGCUUGCUUGAGCGAUUGGGAAUUCUGAUAAUCAUCUUUGAUAAAUCACUUUGCGUUUGAUUAUUAAGCCGAUUUUUGCUGUAAAGAUAGGAUGUGGUAUUUAAAUUUGGUCAGUAAAGCCAGAACUGUAAGUAUUGAGAUUGUACCAUUUGCUUCAUAUUUGAUAAAUGGG
This is a messenger RNA of Rhopilema esculentum, 5940 nucleotides long. RefSeq names its product sortilin-related receptor. Gene Ontology annotation, molecular function: protein binding. The record is from RefSeq and is a predicted model, not a curated record. Gene Ontology annotation, biological process: post-Golgi vesicle-mediated transport. Gene Ontology annotation, cellular component: Golgi apparatus; membrane. Lineage: Eukaryota; Metazoa; Cnidaria; Scyphozoa; Rhizostomeae; Rhizostomatidae.